Messenger RNA from Closterium sp. Naga37s-1, 2391 nucleotides. The record is from the annotation of a GenBank genome assembly. Lineage: Eukaryota; Viridiplantae; Streptophyta; Zygnematophyceae; Desmidiales; Closteriaceae.
AUGGUCGACUUUGAGGAUGAGGUACUCGCUGCGGUUGUGGAGGAAGGUGGUGUCCGCAGCAGCCUGAAGCUCGGGGGCAGCGGCCACGUCCAGGAGGAGACGACGGCGGGUGGACCCGCGACGGUCAAGGGGGAGGCGACGGCAGGUGGACCCGCGGCGGCCAAAGGGGGGGGGGGGGGGGGGGGCGCUGCUGCUGGAGCUGGUGCACUCCGCCGGCUGCUGGAGCUGGUGCACUCCGCCGGCUGCUGCUGCUUCUGGACCCCUCCGGCUGCUGCCGCUGCCGCCGCUGCUGCCGCUGUGGCCGCUGCUGCCGCUGCUGCUCCUGCUACCGUUGCUGCCGAGGAGAAGGGAGAGGGAGAGGAGGAGGGAGAGGGGGGGGGGAAGGAGGAUGCAGCCGCUGGUGCGGCUGCCGCUGCUGCCGCUGCUGCCGCUGCUGCGGUGGCUGAAAUGGCGGGGAGAGAGCGGCGAGGGGGGGGGGAGGGUGUAGUGGCGGCGGAGUAUGCAGGGUGUGACGGGGUCGCGGUGGCGGGAUGGGCAGGCGGCGACGAUGUGGUUGCGGGCAGGGACGGCGCAAUCACGGCGGGGAGGGGGGAUGGUCGCGGUGGCGGGAUGCGCAGGAGGCGACGCGCAGUCGCGGCGGCGGGAAUCGGAGGCGGCGAAGGUGCAGUCGUGGCGGCGCAAAUCGCGGGCGACGGCGGUGCAGUCACGGCGGCGAAAAUUGCGGGCGACGGCGGCGCAGUCGCGGCGGCGGGACGUGCUGGCGACGACGGGGCAGUCGCGGCGGUCGCGGCAGCGGAAGGGCCAGGCGGCGACGGCGUGGUCACGGCGGCUGGAAGGGCAGGCGGCGACGAAAAGGUCGCGGCGGCUGGGAGGGCAGGCGGCAACGGAAAGUUCGUGGCGGCGGGAUUAGAGGGCGGCGACGUAGCGAUCGCGGCGGUGAAAUCCGCGGGCGGAGAGGCACGGGCGGCGAAAUCCGCGGGACGCGGUGGCAAAAUCCGCAGCGGAAUUGCGGUGGUGGAAAUUGCGGAGGGGGGGGAGGAAGGGGGCCGCGGCGGAAAGGCACGGGCGGCGGCAAGGAAGCUGCGGCGGGAAAGCGCCGAGAUGGGGAGAGGGGGGGGGGGGGGGGACGAUGGCGACGGAAAGGUCGCGGUGGGAAGGGAGGACGACGGCGACGGUGAUGUCGCGGCGGUCUCUCCCCUUGUAUGCAACUGUUGUUAUCCCCUCACCCAUGUCCAUCGAUUCCCCUCAUCCAUGUCCAUCCAUUCCCCUCACCCAUGUCCAUCCAUUCCCCUCACCCAUGUCCAUCCAUUCCCCUCCCAUGUCCGUCCAUUCCCCUCACCCAUGUCCAUCCAUUCCCCUCCCAUGUCCAUCCAUUCCCCUCCCAUGUCCAUCCAUUCCCCUCCCAUGUCCAUCCAUUCCCCUCCCAUGUCCAACCAUUCCCCUCCCAUGUCCAUCCAUUCCCCUCCCAUGUCCAUCCAUUCCCCUCACCCGUGUCCAUCCAUUCCCCUCCCAUGUCCAUCCACUCCCCUCCCAUGUCCAUCCAUUCCCUUCCCAUGUCCAUCCAUUCCCCUCCCAUGUCCAACCAUUCCCCUCCCAUGUCUAUCCAUUCCCCUCCCAUGUCCAUCCAUUCCCCUCACCCAUGUCAAUCCAUUCCCCUCCCAUGUCCAUCCAUUCCCCUCACCCAUGUCCAACCAUUCCCCUCACCCAUGUCCAACCUGCCUCUUGCCUUCUUCAGCGGCCCCCUCCCCAUCGCCAGGGAGCACUGCAGCAUCCCCAUCCCGCCCCACUGCCUCCCCAGCAUCUCCCCCCUCACCUGCAACGCCCUCCUCCGAGUCCAGCAGUCUGUCAGCAGCAGCCAUUGCCCUGGCUGCUGUGGCUUCCCUACUGCUACUCUUGAUUAGCUUUACUACUCAUUCCAUCCCUUGCCUUCCCAUCUCCAACCCGCCCCGUGCUUCCCCCAGCGGGCCCCUCCCUGCCUCCAGGGAGCACUGCAGCGUCUCCACCCUCUCCCACUGCCUCCCCAGCAUCCCCUCCGUCGCCUACAACGUCCUCCUUCGAGUCUGGCGGCCUGUCAGCAGCAGCCAUUGCUGGCAUUGCAGUGGCUUCUGUGGCUUCCCUGCUGCUUCUGCUGAUUGGCACGCUGCUAUGUUGGAGGAGGUACAAGAAAGUGAGAGGUGCAGCACAAAAGCAGCAGCAGCAGACGAGGAGGGCAAGGAUGCAGUACAGACGGAUUCCCAAGGUCUGGUGGGCAGCGUGGCGGCCGCUCACGGCACGGAGUACUCCCUGGAGGAAGUGCUCAUAGCCACCAGCAACUGUCUGGCGGGCAGCGUGGCGGCCUCGCACUUCACGGAGUACUCCCUGGAGGAAGACAAUGGGGAGGUGGAGUACUAA